Molecule: messenger RNA, 2756 nt
Organism: Homalodisca vitripennis (glassy-winged sharpshooter)
Lineage: Eukaryota; Metazoa; Arthropoda; Insecta; Hemiptera; Cicadellidae
Product: pyridoxal kinase-like
Exons: 8
Coding region: 1256-2179 (307 amino acids)
Biological process (GO): pyridoxal 5'-phosphate salvage
Cellular component (GO): cytosol
Molecular function (GO): pyridoxal kinase activity
Source: RefSeq, a predicted model, not a curated record
AAUUGGCUUUACAUUUUACUCUUACUCCAGAGAUAUUUCAUAUAGUAACUAUCUAUAAGAUCAAACUCAGUCUCUUUAAUAAAGGUAUAUUUCAUUUCAUUUUCAUACAGUGUAUAAUUGUUAAAAAAAUGUCAUACUUUACAUUGGAUGCAAAGCAAACCAUACUAUACACUAAUGUACUGUAUUAUAUUCUUUAUUGUAUUUUUUAUAUCUCAUUGUAUUAACCGUACAACUGCAUGUUUGUGACACCUAUACUGUUAAACCCAUUUUGUCUAAUUUUCCAGAGGACUUUAGAAAUUACUAUGAAAUAUAGCUCUCUUAUUCAAAGGUACAUAUUAUUAAUUUUUUCCUAAGUAUGCAAAACUUGAAUAUAUAACAUAAACAAUACAUCACAAUACACAAAAAGUUACAAACAUUAAUCGUUGUUAUAAAACAUGAGAGUAAAAGUAACAAAUGUUGUGAGACCUAACUUUUUAAAAUUUUUGUUGGGAAUAAUAAAAUAGCCUAAAAGUACAGAAUUUAAUAAUAGACAAUAAUAAAAUCUAUAACAUUUACUAAAAAUAAAAAAAAAAUUAUAUUCUACUAACAAUAUAGAAUAGCAAUCUGACAAAAAAACACAGUGCAUAGGGCCUGUACAAAAUAAAGCUUUACAUACAUGCCCAGAAUGUGUUAUGUCAUAGCAAUCUUAUCAACUGUCAUCAAUAUGUCACAGUACCACUUGCGAAUAGUGCACUGUAGUGGUUACAGAGCUUAUCGCAAGAUAACCGAAUCAAGCAAUGUUAGCAUGGCUGCUGCUUGGAUGGGUGACUGCUACGUGCUCCUGUCCAUACAAACAGUCUGCCUGCCGGGCCAUUGGGUUCCAGGUUGUGUGUUAGGGAGAGCUUCUUAGCCCUAACUUCUCAUCUGGUUAAACAUUUGAUAUAAACAUUUGUAAAUGUGUAUGCUUACCUGAAUGAGGAUUAAAACAUUGAAGUGAAACAUUUAACAAGACUGGGAAAAUGAUUUAUAUACAUAGAGAGAGAUAGAGACAAAGAGAUAACAGUGAUUGCACAACUAGAGAUAAGUACAGAAACUGUUAAACUGUCUCAGUGACAAUAUUAUUGUCGGUUCGAAGUUCAGUAUCUGACUAGUGAGUGAGUAGUGAUUACUGAAUGGGCAAUAACCAUGUGAUAAAGUGAGCAAUGGCAGUGUGUGACAGAGGAGUUAGCAACAGCUGACUGGCUGUGACCUUGAGCCCAGCUGACACAACCUCAGUAUGAUGGAAGCCAGGCCCAGCAAGGUACUGUCAAUACAAGGCCAUGUGGUAUCUGCCUGUGACAUAGCAGCCUACACCUUACAAAUAUUAGGAAUAGAGGUGUGUUCUCUGCACUCAGCCCAGGUUUCCAGCCCUAUCUCUCAGCCAGGAUGGAAGGGACAAGUAUUACAUCAAAAAGAAUUAGAGGAGCUGAUGGGCGGUCUUGCAGCGAAGUCACUGGACAGGGACUUCACGCACCUCCUCACUGGCUACAUCGGCUCCAGUUCCUUUCUCAAUCAUAUCCCUGAGUUAAUCAGGCAGUUGCGCCAACAUAACAGCAACCUCGUCUUUGUGUGUGAUCCAGUACUGGGUGACAAUGGGAGAAUGUGUGUGCCAGAAAGCUAUGUGGACAUAUACAGAGAUUAUAUCAUUCCUUUGGCAGAUAUCGUCACUCCUAAUCAGUACGAGGCAGAACUGUUGACAGGUAAGCCAAUAUUGGAUGCAGACGAUGCCUGGACUGUCAUCGACAACAUACAUUCGAUGGGCUGUCCAUCUGUAUUCCUGUCUUCUGCUCACCUUGGUUAUGAUGACUACCUUUUGGGGUUUGCAAGCAGGGUUUCAGGUAAAAAGAAGACAACAGCGACACUCAAAUGUCCACUGGUACAUACCAGUUUCACUGGGACAGGUGAGCUGUAUGCUGCUCUAGUGCUGGCCUGGAUGUCCCGAACUGGUGAUGAUGUAGUGGCAACCUUGGAACACACCACAGCCACUGUUCAGGCUGUCCUCAACCGUACUUCCCAGUCUGCCACGGGCAAGAAUGGUGAAGGCGCUGGUAAGAAAGGACCUUAUCACUUGAAAUUGAUCCAGAGCAAGAGCGACAUUGAAGAGCCAAAUAUUAUUGUUAAAUGCAAAUCCAGCCUUGACAGUGAUGUGGAUUGGCAGUAACAGAAAUAAGUAUUUCUGUAAAUUCAGUAUUAUAUAUACUGUACGAAGAUUUUAUAUUUUUACAUUCUAUUCAGUAAAAUAAUUAUCAUAUUCAACCAAUAUUCAAUAUUGGUUUAAUUGCAAUAAAAUAAUUGUUAAUUGCAGUAUUUUUAUCAAUACUAAUAAAAGUUCAAGAAAUAUAUUUAUAUGCAAAAAACUUUUAUUAUAUUAUAUGUGUAAUAAUUUAUACAUACCUAUUAUUUGUCUAAUUAGGGGACACCCCUGCCAGCUUUUUUGAACAACCCUCUCUCUUGCUGUGCUCACUCGUUUCUACUGCAUUUAAAUUAGUUUCAUUUUAUAUCUUAUUAAAUUAAUCAGGGCACUUUUCUUAAAUAUCACGGUUUUAAAUGCGUGAAUUUAUUAUUAUUAAUAUGCAAUCAAAAUGUGUACUAAGCCCUUGUAUAAGCGAUAUAAUUAUUUAUAACUGUGUGAGUUAACUAUUUGCAAGAGAACAAUUUGUUAGCUUGAAUCAGUAUUGUUCUAGAUAUUCUAAGUAUUGUUUACCAAAACCUUUUUUACAAAUAAAGAAUAAAAUGGA